Trematosphaeria pertusa is the source of this 888-nucleotide messenger RNA. RefSeq lists its product as uncharacterized. The transcript is spliced from 2 exons. Lineage: Eukaryota; Fungi; Ascomycota; Dothideomycetes; Pleosporales; Trematosphaeriaceae. The record is from RefSeq and is a predicted model, not a curated record. Gene Ontology annotation, molecular function: nickel cation binding. Bases 1 to 888 code for a protein of 295 amino acids.
AUGACUAUGUCCGCUGACCAGCAAUCUCUGAGAGAUGAGAUAGCCGACCUAGAGAGGCGUCUGGAAGAUGCCAAAUCCCGAUUGAGCCCCAGCACUGUCAUUUCGACGAAUCCUACGCCCGCGAAUGAUGCAGCUCUCCACGCUCUACUUCUCCUGGCGGACUCCGCGCUCCCUCUAGGCUCAUUCGCAUUCAGCAGCGGGCUAGAGUCUUACCUAGCGCACCACAAGCCCUCGCCGCCGUCGGCCUCACAGCUGCCCUCGUUCCACACGUUCCUCCGCCUAUCUCUGUCUACCCUCGCCAGCACCGCGCUGCCAUACGUACUCGCUGGGUAUCGUCAUCCCGAAGAUGUGGAGACACUGGACAAUGACUUUGAUGCGAGCACGCCGUGUACUGUCGCGCGACGGGCAAGUAUAGCUCAAGGGCGCGCGCUGCUCACCGUGUGGGACCGCAGCUUCAAGGCGCAUAACAGUACCACCACGGAAGCCCCUAGUGGCCACGAUGGAGAAGGGAACGCCGUCAACAAGGCUGUGAUGGACUCUCUGGCAUCAUUCUCGAAAGCGGUUCGCACGUCGGACAAUAUCAACGCGCACCUCGCCCCGCUCUGGGGAUUGAUUACCCGCGUCCUCGCUGUACCGCUGCACGACUCAGCGUAUCUCUUCCUCUUCUCGCACGCGCGUACUGUGAUCAGUGCCGCGGUGCGCGCAAGUGUGAUGGGACCGUAUCAGGCUCAAGCGGUGCUGGCAAGUACCGAGCUUCAGGACAGGAUAAGAGGGCUGGUCGAGGAAGGGUGGGAUAGGACGGUGGAGGAUGCAGGACAAAGCGUACCGGUCAUGGAUCUCUGGGUUGGACGGCACGAGAAGCUCUACAGUCGCAUCUUCAAUUCAUGA